GAUUUGGGGCUGCAAGCACGAGAAAGAUAUUUUAUCAAGGGAUAUAAUAUUAUUUUAUCAAGGGCUAUAAUAUAAAUUCAGCAGGCCCUGGGCAAAGCAGAAGGGGGGGCGGCGGCGGCGGCUGCUGCAAGCGUAAUAGCAAAUAGUAAACGGACCAGCAUGGUGAAUCGGCUCGAUUGCUGCAGGAGGAGGAGGAGGAGGACGUUUCAAAAAUUGAUAAAUUGCGAAGGGCAUGCGAGAGUUAGGGAAAAGUGCAAUAGUCACCGCCAAGCCCUGGGCGCUGCAGGGGUUGGGGGAGGUAGGGGAUCUUUGUAAAGUAUCAUUGAGUAGGGAACUCACCCCGCAAGGCCUGCUAGGAUAGACAUGGGUGAGUCGAUGGGUGCAUAAUACAGUAAUAAUUUAAUUUAAUUUAAUAAAUUUUAUUAUUUGCACCCCACCCAUUAGCCUGGGUUGCCCCAGCCACUCUGGGAGGCUUCCAACAUAGAUAGAAGCAUAAUAAAACAUCAGACAUUAAAAACUGCACCGUGGCACCUGCCCUCUUACUGUGCCUGCCCUGAAAAAAGUUACAGGGUGCAAGGUUCUCUCCCAUGCACAGCACACACUAGAGAGGGAGCUGGGCUUUAAAUAUUGCCCCCAAAAAGGCUUGUGAAAAGUUUGGGCCCUGCAAAGGGGUUGGGAGAGGGAGAACAUUAGGAAGCAGGGGCAGCCAGGGCUUUUUUUCAGGCAGAACUUGCUGGAAUUGAGUUCCUGUGCAUCUCAGGUGGGCGCCAUUGCCAUUAUGAGAGAACAAGGAUAGAAUGGCUGAUCCUUGUCCCCGUGAACCCUCCUCCUGCGACUGCUUCGUCUCUCUUCCCCCGGCCUCUGCGGCCAGAGAGGUCAUAUUUGGCAAGAAUUCUGACCGGCCGAGGGAUGAAGUCCAAGAGGUAGUCUAUUUCCCAGCCGCAAGCCAUGCCAAGGGGGCAAAGGUCCAGUGCACAUAUAUUGAAGUGGACCAGGUUGAGAAGACCCAUGCGGUCAUUCUCAGCCGACCAGCCUGGCUCUGGGGAGCUGAGAUGGGGGCCAACGAGCACGGGGUCUGCGUUGGCAAUGAAGGGGUGUGGACCAAGGAGCCCGUGGCAGAGGAGGAAGCCUUGCUGGGCAUGGAUCUGGUCAGGCUCAGUUUGGAGCGGAGUAAGAGUGCCCAGGAAGCAGUCCAGGUUAUAACAGCCCUCCUGGAACGUUAUGGCCAAGGGGGCAGUUGCAAGGAGGAGCCGACCCCCUUCAUUUACCAUAACACCUUCCUCCUUGCGGAUCGCACUGAAGCCUGGGUUGUAGAAACAGCCGGUCAGUUUUGGGCGGCUCAGAGGAUUCAAGAAGGUGCCCGGAACAUUUCCAACCAGCUGAGCAUUGGCACCGAUAUCACGUCUGAGCAUAUGGGCCUCAGGCAGCAUGCCCGGGAGCAGGGAUGGUGGAAUGGCCAAGGGGCGUUCAGCUUCCUGGAGGUGUUCUCUCUCACCCACCAGCCUGUGCGCAUGGAGGCGGCCAAAGCUCGCUAUUGUGCUGGCCAGCAGCUGCUGCGCCAACAUUCAGGGCAGAUCACUGCAGAGACCAUUAUGACCAUCUUGAGUGACAAGGCCAGCGGGAUCUGCGUUGAUUCGGAAGGUUUCUGCACCACGGGAAGCAUGGUGUCUGUCCUGCCGCAGGAUCCCCACCUGCCUUGCAUCCACUUCUUCACGGCCACGCCAGACCCUUCCAGGUCGAUCUUCAAGCCCUUCAUCUUCGUUCCCAACGUCACUUUCUUUCACCAAGUGCAAUCGCCGACCUUUGGCGACAAAGACCCCGUCAGGGAGAUGCCCAGGUUUCAGAGGCGGGUGGACCGACGCCACAAUCUCUACAGGGAACACCAGUUAGUCCUGUACACCAUGGACCACGAUGAGCAUGAGCGCCAGAGACUCCAAGAGAUUAUGCAGAAAUUUCAGCGGCAAACCCUGGAGGCCAUGAAGAACCUGCUGGCAGGCUCCUUCACUCUGAAACCCCAGGAGCUGGCUGACCUCUUCUAUGACUGUGUGGUCACAGAACUCACGUUAUAUAGACAGGAAGUUCCCUGUCGGGGCAGAGAGAUGGAGGUUCGUUCCCGAGACCACUGAGAGUUCCAUGUGUGAAACAAACCCUACCUGGAUUAUAUGAUACGAUAAGGCUGCGUCUUUAAAAAAAACAAAACCUUAAAAUUGUGGAGUUGGCAAAUGCAGCCUUCAGAAUUCAUUGUUACUGCAAGAGUGAAGACUACGGGCAUGGUUGUGGCUUUGAAAAGUCCAUGAAGGCUGGUGGUUCUGAAAUGUGGAGCAGCCUCUGCAUUUUAAGGGCUACAGAUAAUAAUAAUAAUAAUAAUAAUAAUAAUAAUAAUAAUAAUAAUAAUAAUAAUUUAUUAUUUAUACCCCACCCAUCUGGUUGGUUUUCCCCAGCCACUCUGGGCGGCUUCCAACAGAAGAAUAAAAUAAUCGAUAAAAGAUUAAAAGCCCCUCUAAACGGGGCUGCCUUCAGAUGUCUUCUAAAAAUCUGGUAGCUGUUUUUCUCUUUGACAUCUGAUGGGAGGGCGUUCCACAGGGCGGCGCCACUACCGAGAAGGCCCUCUGCCUGGUUCCCUGCAACUUGGCUUCUCAGGGAACAGCCAGAAGGCGCUCGGUGCUGGACCUCAGUGUCCGGGCAGAACGAUGGGGGUGGAGACGCUCCUUCAGGUAUACUGGACCGAGGCCAUUUAGGGCUUUAAAGGACAGCGCCAACACUUUGAAUUGUGCUCGGAAAAGGCCAUCAUGCAGGUGAAGGAAGAGAAACCAGUGGCCCUUCAGAUGUUGUUGGACCAUCAUCUCCCACUAGUCCCCGAUAGCAUGGACAAUGGCCCAGCUGAUGGGAACUGUCGUCCAACAGUUGUGCUCGGAAACAUACAAACAAGGGAAAGGGUAGUACUUUAGUGCACUUCUGGAAUCUCCAACUGGCUACUGUCAGAAGCAAUGUAGUGGAGCGAGAUGAGGCCUUUUGGAAUUGUUUGGCCUGAGCUGUUGCGGACGCAUUAGAUAGAUCUCAGUCUGCAAGAUAGAUGGGUCUCUGUUUUAGUUUUUCACUUUGUUUUUAGUUUGGAGGGACCAAGAAAAAUAAUCUGGGAGAAGGGCUGUUUCCCCCCCCCAAAAAAAACAGAGAAACGGUCCUCCGAAUUUUAACAUCUGUCUGAGAUAUCCCAAACAUUUUUUCUUAAAACAAGCCAAGAUUCCAGCAAAUGCUUCCAGUGUACUACUAUUGUAGACACAGCACUACAGAAUAACCUGUGAGAUGUAUAUUCCUCUCUUAUAUUGCAGAUGCUGCAAUCCUGAUUUUUUUUCUAGCUCUGUAUCCUCAACCUUACCACCGUUCUCAAUUGCUGAGAUGAUUUGAGAUGGAGCUGCCUUCUAAACAGAUAUCCCAAACCUUUCAGAGGUUUGAUGGUGCAAAUCUAUGAUUAAUCUGAACCUGCAUAUAGCACAAAUACACUUGGGGAGAUGACGCAAAUUGCCUUUAAGAGGCAUAUGCAAGGUUGCAGACCUGCAUCGUUAUUUUGUUUCCUUGCCAAGUUUUUAAGCAGCUCCAAACUCCUAACAAGGAAUUCUGAGCGGCCUCAUAACUCUAUACUUCCCAGGAAUAGCUUUCACAGGUAAGGCUGUUUUCAUCAAGUAGGUCAGAAUUUCAACAGGCACCAAAAAAAAAAAAGCCUUCCUGCGUGUCCUUAGGAAGGAGCAAACCCCACU
Zootoca vivipara (common lizard) is the source of this 3755-nucleotide messenger RNA. RefSeq names its product secernin 2 (gene SCRN2). The record is from RefSeq and is a predicted model, not a curated record. Gene Ontology annotation, biological process: proteolysis. NCBI's taxonomy places the organism in Eukaryota, Metazoa, Chordata, Lepidosauria, Squamata, Lacertidae. Gene Ontology annotation, molecular function: dipeptidase activity; cysteine-type exopeptidase activity.